UUUCUUUUUUUUUUUUUUUGAAAUGAUGUCAUAUUGCUGGCACUGGAGACCUAAGUAUGGAAACCAUGGAAACACUCCGGCCAACUGCACAACUCUAGCUAGCAUAUUCCCACCACCACCCACCCACAUUGGAGGCGACCCGCCAGAGCAGGGCUGACUCCAGACCGCCCAAACCCAAGAACCAAAAGACAAGAAAACAGAAAACAACCCAACCAGGGCGGGAGGCGGGGGACCAGGACGGAGGGACCGAAACCAAACAGAACACAUGGAGCAUGAGACCAAAACCGAGCCCAGAAACAUACAAAAACAGUCCAAAACAAAAGAUGCUGGAGUCCAGGGAAACAGCGUCCAUGGAGAACAGAAGGCCGACCCGGGGGGCGACAGCACAAAAGUUCAUAGUCCGGCUGUUCCGGGGGCCGGCCACGUGAGAAGUGGCAGCAGAACAGGUCCGGAGGCCGGCCGCGUGGAAGACUGCGGCGGCAGCAGAACGGGUCCGGAGGCCGGCCGCGUGGAAGACGGCGGCGGCUGCAGAGCGGGUCCGGAGGCCGGCCGCGUGGAAGACGGCGGCGGCUCUCAAGCGUCAGGCGUACUGGUCGAGGCUUGGUGGGCACAGGACCAGACGAGGGUGAAGCUGAAGCAGAGGCUGGACCAGGCGACGGCGCAGGCGGAGCAGAGGCCGGAGCUGGACCAGCGAGAAGAGAUGCAGAGCCAGCAGGUGCGGAGACCCCUGGCUCAGCGGACACCAACUGUAGCUGCACAGGGCACGCAGUCGGCUUGGGAUGCAACGGCUGGGGCUGUGCGGGGCAAACAGUCUGUCCAAAAUGUGUCAGCACCACGCGGUCUUCAGCUGGCACGUCCAGCUCUUCAGAGCAGGAACUGGAUUCCGAUUGCGGUGAGGGACGGCGACGGCGAGAACGCCGCUUUCUCUUAG
Messenger RNA from Oreochromis aureus, 931 nucleotides. RefSeq lists its product as uncharacterized. The coding region runs from base 266 to 931 and encodes 221 amino acids. The record is from RefSeq and is a predicted model, not a curated record. The transcript is spliced from 3 exons. NCBI's taxonomy places the organism in Eukaryota, Metazoa, Chordata, Actinopteri, Cichliformes, Cichlidae.